AUGAUUAAACCUUUAUCUUAUUUAAAUGUAGCAGAUAAUAGUGGUGCUCGUGAAUUAAUGUGUAUCCGUGCACUUGNCGGUAGUUAUCGUGAAUCUGCUAAUAUUGGAGAUGUAAUUAUUGCAGUUGUUAAAGAUGCUUUACCUAAUAUGCCUGUUAAACGCUCUGAUAUUGUACGAGCUGUUAUUGUUCGUACACGUAAAGGGAUUCGUCGUGAAAAUGGAAUGAGCAUACGUUUUGAUGAUAAUGCUGCCGUUAUUAUUAAUAAAGAAGGAAAUCCACGUGGUACACGUGUUUUUGGUCCUAUUGCACGCGAACUACGUGAUAAGAAUUUUACAAAAAUAGUGUCUCUAGCACCUGAAGUUUUAUAA
Volvox carteri f. nagariensis is the source of this 369-nucleotide messenger RNA. RefSeq lists its product as uncharacterized. Gene Ontology annotation, molecular function: structural constituent of ribosome; large ribosomal subunit rRNA binding. Lineage: Eukaryota; Viridiplantae; Chlorophyta; Chlorophyceae; Chlamydomonadales; Volvocaceae. The record is from RefSeq and is a predicted model, not a curated record. The transcript has a single exon. Gene Ontology annotation, biological process: translation. Gene Ontology annotation, cellular component: cytosolic large ribosomal subunit; ribosome. Bases 1 to 369 code for a protein of 122 amino acids.